AAUUGUAAACAAAGACACAACUUUUUCAAAUAGCUUAAACCAAUGAAGCGAUGUAAUAGAUACUCAAAGUGUUAGUCCAGUUUGCAUUUUUGGUUGUACAAGAGAAAACCCUGAAAGAAAAUGGAGAAUACAUUUUCAGUUGGUCUUAAACACAAUAUUGCCCCUCAUCAAGAAUUUCUUCUGCAAGGCAGUAUAUUGGACAGUCAUAAAGAGGUGUUACUGCACAGACUGAGAGGACUAUGUGAUAAUGCUGAAAAAGCUCCAGAACCGUUUUAUGAUCAUGAAAUGGUAUUUAUGUUGAGAGGAGCGACUGCCCAACAAAAUCCUGUUUUAUUUCGUGUGAGAAGAUCAGUUGAACCCAGAGAUGAUACAUCAUGGCAUAUAAGAUAUCUGGGAACCUCAGAAGUCGGAGAUAAAUCAAGACAUACUUUAGUCAGAGCUUGUUUUGAUGUGGCCUGUUCGAAUAAUGUUGUACAGUUUUUAAAUGAAAUGGGUUUCAAAUUAGAUCAUGAAUACUGUGUCAAGGGUUAUUUCUUUCAUAAAGGUAGAAUGAAAGUCACAGUUUCUAAGAUAUUCAGGAUGGCACCUUCUGGUGGAUCUGACAUCAACACACAAGAAGCCAUGUCUCAUUCCCAUCUAGUAGAACUGAGUGUUGUAGCACCUGCUGGCCAGGAACAAAUAGCUGAUGAUAUGAAAAACUUUGCUGAACAACUCAAACCAUUAAUUCAGCUGGAGAAGGUAGAUCAGAAAAGACUGUCAGUUCAAUGAUAAAUCUGUUUAUUGAUUAUAAUAAAGAUGAUAAACAAUAACAAAGGAAGAUUAUAUGGUUAUUUUGUUGUUUGUUAUUGAAUAUGAAACAGUUUUAAAGAAGAAGAAGAAAUCCAUGGGCUGAAUACAAUUAACAUGGACAACACAAGUGGUGAAAUUAUGAAAUUUAACAGAAGAAAUAAAUUUUGUUCUUAUGGCUCUAUAUAUUUAAGUCCAUUGUUUUGAGAGGUAAAGAAAGUGAACAUUCCUGAGUGUGAAAAUAAAUUGUAUCCAAACCUCAAGUUCUUAGUUAACCUUCCCCAAAAUAACCUCUUGAUUUCCAUGAUUUGUUGAAUUCAAUCUGAUUAAAAUGCUAAUUGAGAUCUUUUAUUGAACACAGCAUGAGAUAGGUUGAAUAUCAUACAACCCAGAAUAUAAGAUGGAUGGCUAGUGGUGUCACUGACAAAAAAAACACAAAAUGAAAUAUCCAGAUUUGAAUUUAAAUCAGAUUGUGUUGUAGGCACCAGGGAAAAAACUAAACCCUGUUUUUCAAAAGUGAUAGAUAAUGGAAUUAAAAGACAGAUUAUUUUUAGAAAAUUGACAAUUUACUACAUAGCAUAAACUUAUCUAAUCCAUUUUCACCGAAUCAAGUCUAAAAUAAUGUGUUAACUGGUAACCAGUAAUUAUAAGUGUUAUUAUUAAAAAUAUAUAUCUUAAAUAACAUAACAUUAAGUAACUGCAAUCUAAUAAAAAAAAAAAUAUAGCUAACACAAAUAUUAACUCCAAAUAUAUAUUUAAAUUUAAAUAAACUUAACCAGUGACAGCAUACUAGGUGAUGUAGUCUGUAGGUAUCUUUAUGACCAGUCUUUAACAUAAUUUUUGAAUCUCAUGUUGG
Molecule: messenger RNA, 1642 nt
Organism: Lottia gigantea (owl limpet)
Lineage: Eukaryota; Metazoa; Mollusca; Gastropoda; Lottiidae
Exons: 7
Coding region: 121-768 (215 amino acids)
Biological process (GO): regulation of transcription by RNA polymerase II; termination of RNA polymerase II transcription
Cellular component (GO): core mediator complex; mediator complex
Molecular function (GO): transcription coregulator activity
Source: RefSeq, a predicted model, not a curated record